CACACCGCUUGGACGUGGACAUACCUAAACGAACAAGGAAAAUCAGCGCCCCCUUCAAAAUUUGCCGCAGAUGAUCAACGUUGGAAAGAUGCCAAUUGUGUUUAUGCUAUUGGUUGUAGUUGAGUUGGGAUGGGCCGCCCAGUGUGACAAGCGGUCUGGACCCGCUGGAAAUGUUGAAUGCAUUCGACUACCGCAGUACAAUAAUUCAUAUCAAUGGAGAACAUGCCUUACAGAUGCAUACAUCAAGCAAAAGAGUAACCAAAAACACCAAUGUGAUGACCGAACAGCAACCUACUGCUGGUACGAGUGUAUGCUUGAAGAGAACAACAAGGCAAGUGGAUCAGUGACGAGCGAUUGUUCCUGCACAGCAGCCUCAAAUCCAAAAACACUCGCACCCAGCACUUCGCUGCCUCCAAAGUGCUAUAGUCCACCAGCGGAUUCCUGUGGUUGGUAUAGCAACUGCUUGGAAAGAAAGUAUCCCUGUGAAGCUACAAGUAAUGGAUAUGUGAUAAAAUACGCCGAACAUUUUUGCAAGCUGCAACACGAGACCUUUGCAAAAUUUACUCUUAUCGCACACAACUGGGUCGAUGAAGUUCGUAAAUGCCUACUAGUAGCACUGGUGCCACUAUUACGACCUUGGACGAAUCCAACCUGUAAACAAAUAAGAGAGAGAGCAUUCGCCUCUCAUACACCAUGCUACUUAGAUACUGCAGUCACAGACAAAGUCUGUGAUCUUGACUGCUCCGAUUACUUCAAGAUCUUUUGGAGCAUC
Stylophora pistillata is the source of this 772-nucleotide messenger RNA. RefSeq lists its product as uncharacterized. The record is from RefSeq and is a predicted model, not a curated record. Lineage: Eukaryota; Metazoa; Cnidaria; Anthozoa; Scleractinia; Pocilloporidae.